Molecule: messenger RNA, 1533 nt
Organism: Dichomitus squalens LYAD-421 SS1
Lineage: Eukaryota; Fungi; Basidiomycota; Agaricomycetes; Polyporales; Polyporaceae
Product: Ureohydrolase
Exons: 8
Coding region: 59-1012 (317 amino acids)
Cellular component (GO): cytoplasm; cytosol; nucleus
Molecular function (GO): arginase activity; manganese ion binding
Source: RefSeq, a predicted model, not a curated record
CGCUGUCUAACCUCAUUUAUAUUCUGCUCAUCGCAUAGAGAACGUCUACUCGCCCAUAAUGACCGCCCAACUUCAAUCUUCCGUCUCCCGCUUCCUCCCGGAUCCAAAGACCGUCGCGAUCGUGGGUUGCCCCUUCAGGGGUGGUCAGGCAAAGCUCGGUGUGGACAAAGGUCCCAUCCGCCUCGUCGAGGCCGGUCUGCCUCAGCAGCUCGCAGAGCUCGGUUGGGACGUCAAAUUCGACGGCCACCACCAGUUUGAAGAUAUCGGCACCGAGAACGACCCUCCCAUUGGCAAGCUCAAGAACCCUCGCUUUGUGUCACGCGUCUGCAAGGCCGUCGCGCAGGUCGUCGGCGACCAUGCGAAAAAGGGCCAGUUGCCUCUCACCCUCGGCGGCGAUCACUCUCUGGCCAUGGGCACUAUUUCCGGGACACUUGAGAAGUAUCCCGACGCAUGCGUCAUCUGGGUAGACGCACACGCCGACAUCAACACCGCCGAAACCACCGAUUCCGGCAACAUCCACGGCAUGCCGCUCUCCUUCCUGCUCGGCAUCGGCCCCAAGGUCGACGAGUUCGCGUGGGUGCAGCCGCUGCUCAAGCCGCACCGGCUCGUCUACAUCGGCCUGCGCGACGUCGACGCGGGCGAGCGCCGCAUCCUCAAGGAGCACGGCAUCAAGGCGUUCAGCAUGCACGAGGUCGACAAGUACGGCAUCGGGCGCGUCGUCGAGAUGGCGCUCGACCACGUCAACCCGGGCCGCACGCUGCCCGUCCACCUCAGCUUCGACGUCGACGCGCUCGACCCGACCGUCGCGCCGUCGACGGGCACGCCCGUGCGGGGCGGGCUGACGUUCCGGGAGGGGCAUUAUAUUUGCGAGGCGGUGUACGAGACGGGCUGCCUGGUCGCGCUGGACAUCAUGGAGGUCAACCCGUCGCUUGCGGACCAGGCGAGCGUGGAGCAGACGGUGGCGGUUGGGUGCUCGCUGGCAAGAUCUGCGCUUGGUGAGACUUUGCUGUGAGCGAUUUGUUAGAUGUGAAGAUCGCAUUGCGUAUUGCUACUAGACGUAGUAUACCUCUUGUAAUACGACGCUCUUGAUUCCAGUCCUCCGUGCGCCGUCUGCGAUCGAGAUUCUGAUGAGCGCAAAGCACCAUGUCGGCGUCGCGAAGCAGUGCCUAGGCGGCCAUGGUCGUCGAUUCAUUACAGCACUUCAAUUCGAUCCACGUGAUGCCGCAGACUCGCAAGCACGAUCUCAGGAAACUCUACAGUCUCCAAGCACUCCAGCCUCGCACCCGCGGAGGCCCUCGCAAGACAGCACCGCUCGACGCACCACAGCUCGUCCACCCCCGGCCGAGUCCACCAGUUCACCCGCAAGCUCCUCAGCGCCGGGCACACGAUCUCUCCCUCGGCCCCCUCGCCCCAAGAAUCCUCCUCCUCCUCCCCUUCCUCCUCCUCAAGCUCCUCUUCCUCUUCGCCACCCUCCUCUCCGAUCCCCUGGCCCUCCCCAGCCUCCCCAAGCGGCAGCUCCCGCGCCCGCGCGCC